AUGAAUGACAGCCCUCCAACAUCUGAGAACAUCAUGUUUCACCAGCUGACUGCAGAUACUCUGAACGGUAGCUGUGACUAUACCUUGCCCACGUGUAACAAUAGCACAGGUGAAGCGGCAUUGCAGCUGCCCACCUUUUCCAUGGCAGCAAAAGUGAGGGUGAUAAUUACCUUCACUCUUUGCGCAGUGUCAGCUGUGUGCAACCUCUCUGUGUUGUGGGCUGCCAGCACCAACAACAAGCGCAAAUCCCAUGUAAGAAUUUUAAUCAUAAACCUCACCGUUGCUGACCUGCUGGUGACUUUCAUCGUGAUGCCAGUGGAUGCGGCUUGGAACAUCACGGUUCAGUGGUUGGCAGGGGAUCUGGCUUGCAGAUUUCUAAUGUUUCUGAAGCUUGUGGCAAUGUACUCCUGUGCCUUCGUGACUGUGGUCAUAAGCCUGGACAGGCAGUCAGCCAUUCUCAACCCUCUGGCCAUCAAUAAGGCUAAGAAGAAGAACAAAAUAAUGCUGAGCGUGGCCUGGGUGAUGAGUGUUGUUCUCUCUGUCCCUCAGAUGUUCUUGUUUCACAAUGUGACUAUCACGGUGCCAGCCAAUUUCACUCAGUGCACCACUCGAGGGAGCUUUGUCAAACACUGGCAGGAGACCAUCUACAAUAUGUUUACUUUCAUUUGCCUCUUCCUGAUACCUCUGGCCAUCAUGAUCUGCUGCUACACAAGGAUUUUGGUGGAGAUCUCUCGAAGGAUGACCAAAGGAAACAUAUCUUCAAAGGAGGUCCACUUACGGCGUUCCAACAGCAACAUCCCGAAGGCCCGUAUGAGGACUUUGAAGAUGAGCAUAGUCAUAGUGACGUCUUUCAUAGUUUGCUGGACGCCGUACUACUUGCUGGGUCUCUGGUACUGGUUCCUUCCUGAGGAUUUAGAAGAGACUGUUUCUCACUCACUGACUCACAUACUGUUUAUUUUUGGACUCUUUAAUGCAAUUCUGGAUCCCAUCACCUAUGGUCUCUUCACCAUCCAUUUCCGCAAAGGACUGAAGCGCUACUGUCACAACGCGGUCGUACUCACAGAGUCAGAGAAUAAUUCCAUCAUGACGGGCUCAUUGAAAUGCUCACCAUCCCCAUUUCGCAUGAAAAGAGUGACCCAGACGAGUCCAGGAGCUGACCCGAAGCAGAAUACGGUGCUGACAGUGAAAACAAGGAAUAGUGGCAACCCUACCAAUCCAGCCUUGAAAGAGUCAUUUGAUUAA
Messenger RNA from Sinocyclocheilus anshuiensis, 1242 nucleotides. Its product is annotated as putative gonadotropin-releasing hormone II receptor. Lineage: Eukaryota; Metazoa; Chordata; Actinopteri; Cypriniformes; Cyprinidae. Gene Ontology annotation, molecular function: G protein-coupled receptor activity; protein-hormone receptor activity; peptide binding. Gene Ontology annotation, cellular component: plasma membrane. The transcript has 3 exons. The record is from RefSeq and is a predicted model, not a curated record. The coding region runs from base 1 to 1242 and encodes 413 amino acids. Gene Ontology annotation, biological process: cellular response to hormone stimulus; G protein-coupled receptor signaling pathway.